AUGAACGGGAAAAAGGUCUGUUCGCAAGGAUGGGAGUGUCUCGAUUGGUCGGAGCACUGUUGCAACGAGACGAUUUCGGAUUUCUUCCAGACGUAUCAGUUUGAGAAUCUCUUCUCCAAGAGGAAUUCGCCGGUGGCCAAGGCCGUCGGGUUUUGGGACUACAGAUCUUUCAUCACCGCCUCCGCCAUUUAUCAGCCGCUUGGGUUCGGGACCACCGGCGGCAAACUCAUGCAGAUGAAGGAAGUCGCCGCUUUCCUUGCCCAUGUCGGCAGUCAGACUUCUUGUGGUUAUGGGGUGGCCACAGGCGGGCCACUGGCAUGGGGUCUAUGUUACAACAAGGAAAUGAGUCCUAGCCAAAGCUACUGUGACGAUUUCUACAAAUUUGAUUAUCCGUGUGCUCCUGGAGUAGAUUAUUAUGGGCGUGGCGCAAUACCAAUCUACUGGAACUAUAACUACGGUAAAAUCGGCCAUGCCAUUAAGUCUGAUUUGCUGAACCAUCCUGAAUACAUCGAACAAAAUGCCACUCUCGCAUUCCAGGCUGCAAUUUGGUCUUGGAUGACAACUUCAGAUAAGAAGUAUCCUUCUGCCCACGAUGCCUUUGUCGGUAACUGGAAACCCACCAAAAACGACACAUUGGCCAAACGCGUGCCGGGAUUUGGAACCACUAUGAACGUCAUGUACGGUGAUAUUGUUUGUGGUCAGGGUGAUAUUGAUCCCAUGAACAAUAUCAUAUCACACUAUCUCUAUUAUUUGGACUUGAUGGGGGUCGGUCGAGAGUUGGCGGGACCUCAUGAAGAACUCUCAUGUGCCGAACAAAUUCCUUUUACCAAAUCACCUUCUCCCAAAUCAUCAUCUUGA
Striga hermonthica is the source of this 858-nucleotide messenger RNA. The record is from the annotation of a GenBank genome assembly. Lineage: Eukaryota; Viridiplantae; Streptophyta; Magnoliopsida; Lamiales; Orobanchaceae.